Molecule: messenger RNA, 930 nt
Organism: Penicillium waksmanii
Lineage: Eukaryota; Fungi; Ascomycota; Eurotiomycetes; Eurotiales; Aspergillaceae
Product: alpha/beta fold hydrolase
Exons: 1
Coding region: 1-930 (309 amino acids)
Source: RefSeq, a predicted model, not a curated record
AUGAAUUCAACUCCGUCCGCCCUUGACCUCACGCAAACCUUCCACCAUUCUAGUUCCACCCACACUUACGAGAUUCAGUGGACCUCAUUAGGUGAUCCCAAUUCACCCCCGCUUGUCUUUGUACAUGGUACACCUUGGUCAUCUCGAGUUUGGACGACGUAUGCCCAAACCCUUUGCAAAUACUUUCACGUCUAUCUCUUCGACAAUCCGGGGUUCGGUGAUAGCCCUCUUGGAAGUCCACUACCAGACACAAAGGAUACCAUCAGCACCAAAGUGAGCCUUGAUGCAGAUCUAGCCCGACAGUCGGAAGUGUUUGCCGCGCUUUUUGAAUUUUGGGCACGCACUUGGCAGCAAAAGCCUCAUGUUAUUGCUCAUGAUCAUGGAGGCCUGAUGUGUCUCCGGGCACAUAUAAUUCACCACUGUGAUUAUGCAAGUCUAUGCUUGAUAAAUGUCGUCGCAAUAGGUCCGUUUGGUCAGCCUCUAUUCAAGCUGAUCGCUGAAAAUGAGGUCGUCUUCAAUGCGUUGACAGGUCCAGUAUUCGAGGGUGUGGUCGAGUCAUACAUUCGGGAUGCGGCAUAUAGAGAAAUUGGAAAGGACACCAUGGAGAUGCUGAAGAGGCCAUGGCUUUUGAAUGCAGAUGGUAGAAAGGGCUUUAUUAGGCAGAUGGUGCAGGCCAAUAGCCGUAACACGGAAGAGGUAGAGCAUAUAUACCCCGAGGUGGGGAAAAGAAUGCCGGUGCAAAUCAUAUGGGGGAAAGAAGACAGAUGGAUUCCGAUGGAAACAGCUGCACGACUGAAGGAAAAACUCAAUGCUCGCGAUGUGGUAUUAAUUGAGGAUGCGGGACAUCUUGUUAUGUAUGAUCAAGAAGGGAGGCUGGGGCUGGAGCUGGGGUGGUGGUUGAGUCAUGUCACGGCGAGAAAGACCAUUUGA